CGGGGUGGCCGCCGCCGGCGUCAAUCGCGGCGACACGGUCCAGUGGCAGGGCCGGUACCCGCCGCCUCGCCCGACCCGGGGCUCGAGUGCUCCGGCACCAUCGUCGCUCUCGGGGCCGCGCUGGGCCGUCGGUACCAGGUGUGCGCGCUGCUUACCGGCGGCGGGUAUGCGGAGAAGGUGGUGGUUCCGGCAGGGCAGCUGCUCCCGGUGACGGAGGGGGCGUCGCUGACUGACAGCCCGAGGUGGCCUCCACCGUCUGGUCCACCAUUUUCAUGCCAGUCACCUCUCCCUCGGUGAAUCCUUCCUUAUCCAUGGUGGAUCAAGUGGAAUCGGUACAUUCACUAUACAGAAUUCAAAGCACCUUGGAAAUGUACACACGAGACAUUAUUCUUUAGACAACAUCUCUACUGCUCUAGGAGGCACUUUUGACUGUCUGCAUCACCUUUAGGAAUUGCAGCUGGGCUGCAGAAGAGCUAAAUAACAAACCACGAACUCCAUAUAUCUAUUGUGAAGAUAAGUAUUAUAAGCAGAGACAAUUUUUGACAUUUUACAUUCAUACAUCAACACAAAUUGAUGUAUGCUAUCGCUGUUAUGUAGCCAUGGCCAUCAUACAAAACUACGAUGCAUAAAAAAAUGAGGUUCGUCAUUUAUAUUCCAAGAUAAGAGAAUAAAAAGACCAAUUUACACAAAAGUUCACUGGGAUGAAUUUAUAAAAUUAGCUGGGAAUUACUACAGUUUGUCUACAAUUUAUAAAACUGUACUGCUAAGUUUCAUUUUGUUCCAAACAGUGUGCCAAUUCACAUGGACCAAGCUUAUAUGUGGUACUUCUAACCCACAAACUAAACAGAUUUCUUAGUUCAGAUCAUACUUCUAUGUAGGAAAAGGCUAGCGCGGCUCUUAAGAACCCUAACCAAUGCCGCUUUGGUUUUACAACUUUCAUUGCUUCUAACAUCCAAAUCAAACUGUUGUUACACACAUGUUUGCUGUAUAGAUGCACUAAAAAAAUCCUGCAUUUACUUUCUCGUAGAAUUGCAUUUUUCUGGUUGUAAAAAUAGGAUGAGCAGCAACUUUCUUGUCAACAUGAUGGCCUCCUGAAAAUAAUUGAGACCCUUCCAUCACUUAUUUAUGAACUACUUUUCAGUGUCUUCUAUCGAUGAUAAGUGAGCUACUUUUUCCUUAGAGAUCGCCUUCCCAUUGGCACUAACUUGUAUAGCACACAGUUUCCCUUCCCAAUGCACUCGUAAUGCAUAGAUAGUCCCUCCUAAUCAUUUUGUGUUCGUUUUUUUGUCAAGAUUCAGAUCGAAUUUCCGACAUCAGAGACACGUAUGCUGUUAAUCAGGUGCUGAAGAAAAAAUCAAUCCUCUCCACUUGAAGGUAGGUGAUGCACACAGAUUUCUUCUUACCUUGCAAGCACCGUUGGAUGAAGAGAGUAGGCAUGAUCAUGGACAAACGCAUGCCGUCUUGCCUCGAUCUUGCAGGAGAGGAGGACAUUGUUUAUUUGCGUAGGGCUGUCGGGGGAUAAUUCGAUCGAGUAGGAGUUGUUACGUGGAAGAGGAGCUAGCAGCUGGGCGAUCGUUUGGCUAGGUGACGAGGAAGAAAUUGAUACGGCCGGCCGUUGUACGGGAGCACGGCCAGAGAUGGAGUUCGAUACGGUCUGCACCCAAAUCAGAAGGUUUGGCCACCCUUAACAAUAUCCUCAUCGGAUAUAACUUGGGGAAGGCGAAGGCGUACCCCCUACUAUAUAAGCUCAGCCACCCACGCCCCAAACAAAUCACAACCAACCUUCCUCAAGUCGUUUGUUCCCCCGAGCAAUCGAGUUGUGUUCCCGGCGAUCGAUCGAUCCAUCUUGCUGAGCAUCAUGGUUUCCGCCGACGUGGCCCGCAACAUCGUCGGCAUCAUUGGCAAUGUCAUCUCCUUUGGACUCUUCCUCUCCCCUGUGCCGACGUUCUGGCGUAUCUGCAAGGCCAAGAACGUGGAGGAGUUCAAGCCGGACCCCUACCUGGCGACGCUCAUGAACUGCCUGCUCUGGUUCUUCUACGGGCUCCCUAUCGUCCACCCCAACAGCACCCUCGUCCUCACCAUCAACGGCAUCGGCCUCGUCAUCGAGGGCGCCUACAUCAUCAUCUUCAUCAUCUACGCGGCCAAGAACACAAGGUGGAAGAUGCUCGGCGUGCUCGCCAUCCAGGCGGCGUUCAUGGCUGCUGUGGUGGCCGGUGUGCUCGUCGGCGCCCACACCCAUGAGAAGCGCUCCAUGAUCGUAGGCAUCCUUUGCGUCAUCUUCGGCUCCAUCAUGUACGCCUCCCCGCUCACCAUCAUGGGUAAAGUGAUCAGGACCAAGAGUGUGGAGUACAUGCCAUUCUUCCUGUCACUGGUAAACUUCCUCAACGGUCUCUGCUGGACGGGCUAUGCGCUAAUCAAGUUUGACAUCUACAUCACGAUCCCCAAUGCCCUCGGUACAAUCUUCGGCCUCAUCCAGCUGAUCCUUUACGGGUACUACUACAGAUCUACCCCCAAGAAGGGCAAGAAUGUCGAGCUGCCCACCGUCCUCACCAAAAACGCCGUUACCAGCGGCAACAUCUCCGUCACCAUAGAGAAAUAAGCUUUGCUUCGUUUUUAGCCCUAAAGAUUUUGAGUAGUUAAUACCAGAUGAUACUUCAACAGGUCUGAUGUUAAUUAGUUGUACUUUUUGUUAGCUAGUAGAGUCUGAGAUUGCCUUUAAUUUUGUGAACCGUUGUCGUCUGUCCGAGACUACAGUGCAAAUUGCAAGUGUAUAUAAAUACCAAUGCAGCUGAGUUAUCCCAGAGAUAUAUUA
Messenger RNA from Triticum dicoccoides, 2812 nucleotides. Its product is annotated as bidirectional sugar transporter SWEET6b-like. NCBI's taxonomy places the organism in Eukaryota, Viridiplantae, Streptophyta, Magnoliopsida, Poales, Poaceae. The record is from RefSeq and is a predicted model, not a curated record. Bases 1859 to 2599 code for a protein of 246 amino acids. Gene Ontology annotation, molecular function: sugar transmembrane transporter activity. Gene Ontology annotation, biological process: carbohydrate transport. Gene Ontology annotation, cellular component: membrane. The transcript has 10 exons.